GCCAAAGCAAGAUGUCGGCAGUAGAGGUUGAUGACGGAUGCCCGGAGCUGGUGCCUGUGGCAAAGGGGAGGGGCUACCAUGAGCGGUAUGGCCCGUUGCUGACGGUGGCUAACGAGUUGGGCCUCAUGACCACCUUUGCUGCCCUCACGGCGUCUUGCGGCGACGAGCUGGAUCUGCCGAAUGGCGUGGCGAACAUGCUGAUGACUCCGCCGCCGGAAGAUCUCCCGCAAGAGGUCCCCAUCUCUGCUGUCGAGCACGCUAUCCGCGUCGAGAUCGACGAGCGCGCCCUGGCCUCCAUGCCGGGCCUCGGCGCCACCGUCGUCCGUGCCAUCAUCGGCUGGACGCCCGAGCUUUCGCUCCUUGCCCGCCUCUUUGUUCUCGACAAUGAGCUCGGCGGCUGGGCCGAGCUUCAGCUGCCGCUCCCGGGUCAGUCGGGCUCAGAUGCCGAUGAGUGCGGCACUGGCUGUGCGCUCGUGUGCUGCGACGAGAUCGAAGCUGGCGACGACAACGACAACAACAACGACGACGAUGACGAUCUUGUCGACGAUCUGAGCCGCAACUCUGGUGACGAUCUGGCCCGUGAUGUUGACGAGGAGGCCGGCAUUCCGUCUGUAGCUCUCCAGGGCUCUGGAUCUAGCUAUGGCUCUGUUGGCGAAUGCGACGAAAAUGGUGACGACGUCGACGAUGGUGAUGUUCGUGAGGUUCUUGUCUCGCUGUUUGCGCUGUGCGACGGCGAGCGGGUGCCCGGCGUUCUGGAGCGGCCGGACGCCGAGGCGCUGAUUGAUGCGGUCGCGUCCCUUGAAGAGGCUCUGAAGGAGCUGCCAGUCGCGGUGAGUGCGAUGGCUGCGCCCGAGGUUGUGGUCUCGACGGCGUCGCUGCUCGCGCGCACGCUCCCGACGCGGAUGCUCUGCUCCGAGUUGUAUGUGCGUCUUGGUGAGAACGGGUGUGGUGUGGCGAUGCGCGAGGCUUGGCACGCUCUGACCGAGACGGGGCUGGCCUUUGUUCCGGCCGAGGGCUCGGCGCCGGCCAUGUUUGUGCUUCCGGCGACUGUCGUCGAAGGCGAGGACGCCGACGAUGACGACGACGAUAUGCCGACCGAUGAUGUCUUCCGAGUCUAUGCUCAUGGUGGACCCGAGACUUUGCUCGACCCCGACGCGCCGAACGCGGUCCUGUCUAUGCUCUCGUUCCGCUGCUUCCUCCCCUACGCCUUUGAUCCCAUGUUUGCCGCCGAGCUCAUGUUUGCCGCUGCCACCCUUGUUGCCCGCCUCACCGAUGGUGUUGUCCUCGGCCGCAACGCCGAGCCUAUCACUCCAACCGCUUAUGCCGUCGAGAUCGCCACUGUCGUCGCCCACCUCGAGGCUUUUCGCAUCGCGCCAUCGUCCCCGUCGGCCUUUUUCAUCUUCUGAUUCCGAUCGCCCAGCCUGACUCUCUCUCCAGCCCAUACACAGACACACACACGCA
Molecule: messenger RNA, 1461 nt
Organism: Thecamonas trahens ATCC 50062
Lineage: Eukaryota; Apusomonadida; Apusomonadidae
Exons: 1
Coding region: 12-1406 (464 amino acids)
Source: RefSeq, a predicted model, not a curated record